Messenger RNA from Baudoinia panamericana UAMH 10762, 666 nucleotides. RefSeq lists its product as uncharacterized. Gene Ontology annotation, biological process: regulation of transcription by RNA polymerase II. The record is from RefSeq and is a predicted model, not a curated record. The transcript is spliced from 3 exons. NCBI's taxonomy places the organism in Eukaryota, Fungi, Ascomycota, Dothideomycetes, Mycosphaerellales, Teratosphaeriaceae. Gene Ontology annotation, cellular component: NuA4 histone acetyltransferase complex; nucleus. Bases 1 to 666 code for a protein of 221 amino acids.
AUGCCGCCGCGGAAGAAGGCCCGUCUCUCAGCAGCAACCUCGCCCACCCCCACCUCCCAGCCCAAAACGCCCCAACCCGCCGACCCAGACCCCACCACCACCACCACUACCACCACCGACACCGCCAACACUCUGCUAGACGAUGCCUGGACGGACACGGAAGAACUCGGCCUGUUCAAAGGCCUCAUGACCUGGAAACCCACCGGCAUCCACAAACACUUCCGCCUCCUCUCCCUCCACCACUACCUCCUCACCAACGCCUACAUCCACCCGCGUAGCGCGCAUACCAAGCCGGCGGGGAUAUGGCGGAAGCUGGCCACGCUGUACGAUCUGGAAGCGCUGGAUGAGAGGGAGGAUGCGCGACAACUAUCCGACCUGAGCUCCACCGGCGCGGAUGAACAAAAGGGAGGGGAAGGCGGGGAUGGGGAUGGGAGGGGAGAUGACGAUGACGCGGACGAGGACGAGGACGACGAUGAUGAUGAUGAUGAUGCCUACAGUGAGGCGGCGAACAAGAUCCAUCGAGCCGAUUUCGAGUUGCCGGAGGAUGAUGGGGAAUACGCAGACAGGAAGUGGAAGCAACGUUUCGCCGCAGAGGAAGGUGUGGAGGGAAGCGAGUCCCCUCCCGCACUCCCCGAGCUCAACCUAGCACCACACCCACCCCAUUGA